This is a messenger RNA of Rasamsonia emersonii CBS 393.64, 2013 nucleotides long. Its product is annotated as Rho GTPase activator (Bem2). The transcript is spliced from 2 exons. The record is from RefSeq and is a predicted model, not a curated record. Bases 1 to 2013 code for a protein of 670 amino acids. Gene Ontology annotation, cellular component: cytoplasm. NCBI's taxonomy places the organism in Eukaryota, Fungi, Ascomycota, Eurotiomycetes, Eurotiales, Trichocomaceae. Gene Ontology annotation, biological process: signal transduction; regulation of GTPase activity.
AUGCCUUCCAGACAGAGUACCCUCCCAAGCCUGGAUUUGUCGUCCUCCAAUUUCAAGAAGAGUUUGAAGAGUCCAGCGUCACAAAGCGCAGAUGGCUUGAAAGUGGACUCGCUCAGUCCUCUCACCCCUCGGUCUCCCAAAUCCUCCCCGAGCUCUCCGUUCGCGAACGGUUCCACGAUUCGACCGGUCACCCGACGCUCGAAAACCGAAAGUGCUCUGAUUGUUCCCUCUUCUCCUAAAGGAGGGGAGGAGCCUCCCACGCCGAAUUUUACCUCCCUUCCCCAAUAUCCCGCGUCCCCCAAGGACUCUCCCAAACACAACCGUGACCAGUCCAAGUCGUUCUUUGCCAACUUGAAGGCUUCGAAAUCCUCUCACAAGAUCUCUGCGUCCGAGAGUUCAGGGCAGUCGGGGGAAAACCAACCAAAGAGUCGCGGCGGCUCUAAGGACCGAGCGCAACCCGCAUCCAAAAGUGACGGAUCAACUUCAGAUCCGCAGGAGUCUUCUGGACGGACGGGUAACGAUAAAGGCGAGAAUACUUCUGACGAUCAGAAUGGACCACCUCAAAAUCCUGAUUCAGAACAAGCCCCUGCCCCCGUUUCGAAGAAGAGCAAGCCGCGCUUUGCGAAUCUCCUUGGGCGAACUCGGUCAAUUCGAGUGGAUGACAGCCAAGGUGCCAAACUCUCUACCCGGCGACGGCCAUCCAACGCGGCACUUCUCAAAGUAGAAGAGAAUGGCGAGCAGAAUGACCAGGAAGCGGCCAAGACAGCACCGUUGCGCCCGGAUAGAGCGUUUAAAGAUGCUGCUGGAUCGGCGAUUCGCAACCGUUCUGCCGAUCGUCCUGCGGCCGCCAGUCACUCUGGGGGUAAAAAGGAGAGAAGCCAUGGCGCGUCGUUGGUGACGUCCGCGUCCCUCAGCCAAGUCUCGGGUGCCUCGGCUGCUCUCUUCAACAACCUUAAGCAAUCAUCGACUGAAGCGGCAGACCGCCUUGGAAAAGCAGGCAAGGGCUUUCUCGGGAAGAUCACCAGGAGUGGGAGCACCAACGAGCGAGAGGCGAUUACGGAUGACAAUUACGUGUGUUCGGUUAUUAAUCUGCCUCUGAUCGAGCAAACGCGGCGGACCAGGAUCUCGAAACGGUUGGAAGAUUGCAAAGACAAAACGGAAUACUGGAUGCCCGCUCUACCUUACCGCUGUAUUGACUACCUGAACUUUAAGGGAUGCGAAGAAGAGGGAUUAUAUCGAGUUCCAGGCAGUGGGAGGGAAGUGAAAUACUGGCAACGUCGUUUUGAUAUGGAGGGCGAUAUCAAUCUUUUUGAUGAGCCGGACUUGUAUGACAUCAACACAAUUGGCUCCAUGUUCAAAGCCUGGCUUCGGGAGUUACCUGAUGAGCUUUUGCCCAAAGAGACCCAGGCGAGGAUCGCGGAGCAAUGCUCAGGCGCGACCUCGGCCCCGCAGAUGCUCCGGGAUGAGCUGUCGAAGCUUCCUCCUUACAACUACUAUCUCCUUUUCGCAAUUACCUGUCAUCUCAACCUUCUACACUCGUAUGUGGAACAGAACAAAAUGGAUUACCGCAAUCUGUGCAUUUGCUUCCAGCCGUGCAUGAAGAUCGAUGCUUUCUGCUUCCAGUUCCUGGUUUGCGAUUGGAAGAAUUGCUGGCAAGGCUGCUGGACGGAGAAGGAGUGGCUCAAGGCCGAGCAGGAGUAUGAAGCUGCUGUAAAGGCUGAAGCUGCCGCCAAGGCUGAAAAGGCUGGGCAGGGAGGCAAAACUGAGCAGACUGGAAAGGAGAAUGGAAAGAGCCACAGCGGCCCUCCCAACUCGUCACACGAGUCGGCUAUCGAUGAACGCGCCGUUUACUCCUCAGGAAGCAGCCAAAGCUCGGAGAGCGAGGAGACGUCGAAACGCGAAGAGAGCCCGAAAGGGCGUCGACCGCCCCCUGCGAAACUUGAGAAUUCUCACAACCGGAGCGUGUCGCAACUGCCAGAGCUGGGGCCUCCGCUGUCACCAAUCAAAAUCUGA